GCGUUAUAUUUUUAAAAUGGUAAAUAAUAAAGGACCUCUCGAAAUCGCAUGUUAAACCUAGCAUGAGUUAUCGCUCUUGAAUUCGAAAGUGUUGUGACGUCAUACAUGACAAUCGCCGAGCAUAGGAAACUUCACAAUGGCGCACGUAUACAACUCCGAUUGUAGCGACAAUGACGAGAUACCCGAGGUCUCUUUCACAUUAAAUAUCCACCCAUAUAUGUAUGAGCCUGAGGCAUCUAAUGGUGACCACCACAUCGACUCAGAUUCGUCAGAUUGUCCAGCAGAACUGCAUCUAUGUGACGUAAGUGAUACGGACAGCGCAGCUUCCAAUCAACCUGUCGGAGAAUGGUGUUCUUGUGGUAUGUGUACGCAUAUGCCUACUGAAGAGGAAAGGAAAUGCUGUCAUGAUAUGAGUAUUUUAGAGGAAAAAAUGACCAAUAUAAACUGUAUCACCCAUCAUGAAGGAUUUAUAGCAAACUAUCUUAACUUGCAUGUACUGGAAACAUCAUAUUACGAAUAUGCUGAUACAUAUGGCCCAGGGGCACAAGAAGACAUUCACAGGAUGUAUCGUCUGAUAGCAUACCGCCGCUUUAUCAGGUGGACAUGGAAGGUCCUUGGAAAGAAAAACAGACGGGUUAUACCAGCAUGUGCAGUGACUGCCAUACGGAAACAGUUUCCAUCUGAGCAGUAUACUGGAUUCAAGUAUCCACGUUUCUGAUGUAACUUGUAAACCUGCGACUAUGGUUGUGGAUGAUCAAGUCCCUGUCAAAAUUUCCCAUUGCACUACGGAGUUGACUGGCAAUAGAGGGAGGGGGUGCGUCCAUUUCCUGACAAAGAGCUGCUUCAGCCUGUUGGAUGGUUGUGAACUGGAGUCUUCUGAUUAUGACUUCCUCCAUCAACUCUGUGAUGUAAUCUGUAAAUAUACAAUUCAACAAACACUGUGAUGUCAUCUAUAAAUAAAAACAAAAUAUUGUAUUAAUUCAAUAGCAUAGAGACUGAAUGUGCUGUUUCAUCAUAACUAUCUUUUUUAGUUGUUGCUACCAAAUAUGUAGAUUAGUAUGAC
Molecule: messenger RNA, 1063 nt
Organism: Pecten maximus
Lineage: Eukaryota; Metazoa; Mollusca; Bivalvia; Pectinida; Pectinidae
Product: P2X purinoceptor 7-like
Exons: 3
Coding region: 137-718 (193 amino acids)
Source: RefSeq, a predicted model, not a curated record